Molecule: messenger RNA, 1015 nt
Organism: Moneuplotes crassus
Lineage: Eukaryota; Ciliophora; Spirotrichea; Euplotida; Euplotidae
Source: the annotation of a GenBank genome assembly
UUAAUUUAAAAAAUUAUUAUCGCCAUUGCUCAAUAAGGAUGAACAAUACAUUAAUGAAUACGAUCCUCUUGCAUCCUCUCUUUGAGAGGAAUCAAGAGGCGACAGUCUAUGUAGGAAAAUUAGACAGCAAGGUCAAUGAAGAACUGUUGUGGGAACUCUUCAUCCAAUGUGGCCCAGUCAUGAAUGUCCAUAUCCCUCGUGAUAAGAUUACGAAUGAACAUCAAAAUUAUGGAUUUGUAGAGUUCAAGAACGAAGAAGAUGCUGAUUAUGCUAUUAAAAUCAUGCAUAUGAUCAGACUGUUCGGUAAACCAAUCCAUGUCAAUAAGGCAAGUCAGGAUAAAAGAACUCAGGAAGUAGGAGCAAAUCUUUUUGUAGGUAAUCUCACUCCUGAAGUAGAUGAAAAGUCACUCAAAGAUGUGUUCUCAAGUUUCGGAAUCGUACUUUCAACGAGGAUUAUGAGAGAUCCAGAGACUGGAAUUUCCAAAGGAUAUGGAUUUGUGAAUUAUGAUAAUUUUGAGAGUGCUGACAUGGCAAUUAAUACAAUGAAUGGUCAGUAUAUCUCAGGGCAGCCAGUAGACGUGUCGUAUGCAUACAAAAGGGAUACAAAGGGAGAGCGUCACGGUUCUACAGCUGAGAGAAUAAUUGCUUCGAAGAAGGCAAAUGCAACUAGUGGCAUUCCAUCAGGUAAUUCUGAAGAUCGUAAAAGACCCCCAAUGCCUCCAAGCGGACCUCCUCCAAUGCCUUCAAGAGGAGCUCCUCCAAUGCCUCCUAGCGGAGCUCCUCCUCCAAUGCCUCCAACCGGUGCUCCACCGAUGCCUCCAAGUGGAAUGCCUCCCAUGCCACCUAGCAGUGCUCCUCCUGCUCCCUCAGGACCCCCUCCAAUGGGAAUGUAUCACCCCAUGCCUCCUCCUGGAGCUCCUGGAAGAGGACCAUCAGGAGAUAGAAGAGCUGCCCCUCCUCCUCCACCAGGAGCCCCUCCCAGCUAUUACUAAUUUCAAUAUUCAUUGCUAAAUUG